Molecule: messenger RNA, 1319 nt
Organism: Malania oleifera
Lineage: Eukaryota; Viridiplantae; Streptophyta; Magnoliopsida; Santalales; Ximeniaceae
Exons: 4
Coding region: 186-1175 (329 amino acids)
Cellular component (GO): mitochondrion
Source: RefSeq, a predicted model, not a curated record
ACCUUAUUGAAGGAAUAACUUUUGCGCCAACCAAACAAGCCACAAGUGAUGAACUAAUAUUUGAAUUCAUAAAACGGAAGAGGAGCAGGCAGACGGAAAACGCAAUUGUCAGCGUUUGGUGAAGGGGCGGCGCCAAAACGGUGCGUUUUAUUGUCACGGACGCCAAAAUCGCAGUUCAUGUAAUCAUGGAUCGUUGGUGUGGCAUUUUAAAGGUCCCUGUCUCCCCUAAUGGCAUAACUCACUGCAGAGUUGCAGCAUCUCUCUGCCUCUCCCCCACUUCCAAAAGGUUGGCUGUACCGUCUGCAAAUGCCAUCUUCUUCAAUGGAGAUCGCGUUGAAGGAACUGGGAAUCCUGUGAUUGAGAGGCUGUCAGAUCUACAAAAUAUAGCUGAAAUUCUAGUGUCAAAAUUUGGGGGUUCCAUCAAUGCUUGGGUUGUGGAGGCUCCCAUGUUUAAUGGACCUUUUGCUCUCUAUAAGGAAUUUAUCCCAUCUGUGAAUCAAUGGGGAGAGCCAAAAUUGUACAGUCCAAUUGCAUUCCCAGCUUCUGUUUCAACUGUCACACUUCUAUCGAAUUGUCUUCAAGAGGCAAAGAAUGUCAUUUCAGAAAAACAGAAAGAAGCAAGCAGUAAGGGGGCAUCUGUGUCCCAAUUCUCUCAACGCAAAACAUACCUCCUUGGAUUUAGCAAGGGUGGUACUGUUCUUAACCAGCUAGUUACUGAACUAGGCUUUUCAGAAGUCAGAUCCAGUGGAAUUUCACCUAACACUGGAGAACCGAGGAUGCGCGGAGAGCCUCCUAAUAUCCAUGAAGAGAAUCAAAUCAUACCCAACUCAAAAGAAAGCCUCCUAAACAGCGUCACUGAGAUCCAUUAUGUGGACGUGGGCCUAAACUCUGCUGGCGCAUAUCUCACUGAUGGUAAUGUAAUUGAGAGAAUAUCAAAACGACUUGUUCAAGGAGCUGAAGGCAUUCGGUUUGUCCUUCAUGGAACUCCAAGGCAAUGGUGUGACCAAAGGCGAGUUCUGAUCCAGAAUGAAAAAAAUAGGUUGGUGCAGUUGCUUGAAUCUGCAGCUCAAAUGAGUGGAGGGAAACUACAGGUACAUCAGAGAUUUUAUUUUGCAGAUAGGCCUUCUGAUCUGCAGAUGCAUUUUGAAAUCAUUGAGAACUUGGAUGUUAGCUGACUUCUGUAAAUUUGGUCAUGAGGAGCACAUCUCCGCAGGCUUGAGAACAGGGCGGUUGUAGAACUUGCUUUUGCAAUUUUCCAUAGGUAGUGGCAUAAUUAGACGAAUUGUUCAUAAAUAUAAUCCUGAUUUAUUUUGUUGCCA